AUGGCCCGCAAAAGAGCGGUGGAUGGUGGCAGAACUCGGCCUUUAGGUGGACGUACUUCAAAUCCUGCCGUUGCAGCAGAUGAAGAAUUAAAGCGAAUGUCUUCUCCUGGAUCGCCUGAAAGGGUAUCCCCUCCAAAAAAAACACCCCGCAAAGCCGCGCCCUGGGGAAAGUGGAGCGAGGAACAGCUCUUAACAAGCGAUAAGUCGGUUUUAAUAGACGCAGACUUGGUGAAGCUCUUAGCUAGCUCUGCAUCAUGGCACUGUUUAGAGGAAAAUGAGAAGCGCCAAAUCCUAGAUUUGCUUCCCUCCGAUAUCCACCCGAACCCAGAUCCCCCAGCAGAUGAUCCCACCGCAGCUAUUCCACCACUCCCUGACUCCUUUGUUCGCUACUCAAACAAUUGGAGAGACGGCAUACGUCAGUUCCAGCUUGACUUGCAGAAUGGUCGCUACGACCCAGACUGGUUGCGACAGGCGGAUGAAGCUCGACUAGAACGUCAGAACGGAGCCUUUGACUCAUUCAAGGAACGAGAAUAUGAGCAGUUCUGGGGCCAGAAGCAGAAAUCUGACACGCGCCUUGCCACUGGAGAAGCUGGAAGGAUCAGGUUGAAUACUUUGGUUGCCAAGGGAGUCAUUAGGGUCGGUGACGUGUGGAGAUUUACUUACGUCUAUGGCAAAGGAGCUGACCGGAUAUUAAUUGAUAAAGAAACAAGGAUACAAGAAAUAAAUGGCUCCAAACUUACAUUCGUGAUGCCAGGCAGGCAAGAAGUUUUUCUCAAAAGCAAGCUCACUGAUUCUCCAAAGAACAAUCCAGAGGAGCAUGACAAUAUAUCACACCAAGUUGAAAACAAAGGUCUGGAAGAUACAAAUAAGUCGAUUACAGAGGCCUCGAAUCAACCCUGUCAACAAGAGCAAGCCGCAUUGCAGCCCACUCCCACCAGUGACCAGUCUGCAAGUCCCGAUGCAGAAGAUGUUGAAUACGACUUGCCUGUCAAUUCCAACAACGAGCAGAGUGAAGAACCGAUACAGACAUCGAACGACAAAGGAGGCACUGCAAAUUGGAUCGGAAAGGAUUUCUUCACUUCGUCCCCACUCUCAAGCCCGCCCCCCAGCUUGCCGACAUCUAGCCCGCCAAAACAAUCUAUCCGCACCAAUCCUGUAGCUCCAGAGAGACAGUCAAAUGUUGAGGUCGUAAUUUUCAGCCCUCACAAGGCGUCAGAUGAGACGCUCAAGCGGUCAAUUCCUCAACCUGCAGUAGAGCCCCUUCCAAAGCGCAAAAAAGGCCGACCCCGCAAGGUCCCAAUCGAUCAUGAACUCUCUGAGGUUCAAGAUAUCCCAGAGAUAGAGGAUAAGCCUCUGUACAAAGAAGAACCAGAAGCCAGUCCUGAAGCUAAACCAAUGCCUGCUUCUCGCCAAACCGUACAGGUUGUGCUCGAGUCAACACCAAAUCUCACCCCUAAGCCUGAACCUAUAACAGAAACCCACAAACCAGAGAAGAGUAUUGAGGACUCUAUCCCUCUUCACUCAGGGAACACAUCAGCUGAGGCUAUCAAGUAUCCUCCAAUUUUUGAACUACCCGGUCCUUCAGACAUACCCAUGGAUGUUCCACCCAGUACACGACCAGAUGAACUGGACAUCACAAAUAAUGUGCAGUCUGACUUGAAUUUUACUCCAAAAGACACACAAGAAGUUGCAUUACAAACAAACCCAACACCGUCAACGUCUCUACCUAUCACAGAGCAAUCUAGCAUCGCGCCAGAAGAAGUCGUCGUUCGCGAGAUAACCAACCCGAUGAUGCUAGCUAAGAGGAUACUAGCUGUCGAUGGGCGCAAGAAAGACAGCCGUACAGCCAAUGCCUGGAAGGAGAUUCGCUGUUAUCGCGACAACCAGGAUAUGGGUUCGCUUUGGGAUGUACGGCAGGCCUGGUUUCUGAAGCAGAAAUAG
This is a messenger RNA of Penicillium angulare, 1941 nucleotides long. RefSeq lists its product as uncharacterized. The record is from RefSeq and is a predicted model, not a curated record. Lineage: Eukaryota; Fungi; Ascomycota; Eurotiomycetes; Eurotiales; Aspergillaceae. Bases 1 to 1941 code for a protein of 646 amino acids. The transcript is spliced from 4 exons.